Xenopus laevis (African clawed frog) is the source of this 3154-nucleotide messenger RNA. It is a transcript of the gene popdc2.L, whose product is annotated as popeye domain containing 2 L homeolog. Gene Ontology annotation, cellular component: sarcolemma; membrane. Gene Ontology annotation, biological process: regulation of membrane potential; heart development; skeletal muscle tissue development. The coding region runs from base 1919 to 3121 and encodes 400 amino acids. The transcript has 4 exons. Lineage: Eukaryota; Metazoa; Chordata; Amphibia; Anura; Pipidae. Gene Ontology annotation, molecular function: cAMP binding. The record is from RefSeq and is a predicted model, not a curated record.
GAAUGGGUGAGUGCGGACUUACAUUUUUAACUUAUUUCUGUCGCGUGUUGGAGUGUGCUGUGGGCGCCCGGAUGCCAUAACUGAAGGAGUGCUGCUGGCCUGCUUUCCUCGCUUUCUUUCUGACUCAUUGAGGCACUCCCAAUUCUCUCUCUUUGAAAUGGAUUAAAUAUGCAUAAGACAAGUCUGUUUAUCGCUGUGUGUUGUUGGCCCUGGAUUACUGCAGUUACAUGGGCACUAGUCUUUGGCUAAUUGGCACGCCGGGGCACUGUGUGUGUGUGUGAGGCAAUUGGGGAAUUAUUAGGGUUCUUAUUGCCGCUCUACAUAGAAGAUCAGUGACAAGGUCAAGUGUAUUUCCCAGCAUUGUGAUUGUUGCACAAUAAAGUCUGUGCUUUUGCCCCAUCAGUCUCUGAAGCUCAUGGGGUACAAGAUGUGAUCCUGAAACCUACCCCCGUGCCAUUGGCUAAUGCUGGCAGUGAGGAGGGAAUCCAGAGAAGUUUGGAAAUAACCUCACACCUUACGUUACCAAAUCUCAUCUCCUGGUGCUCAGUGAUGGGGGAAUCGGCACCCCCCAGUCCAGUGUAUGAAGAAUGUCACCGGCACACAAGAAUUACGUUCCGCAGGACAAGCCCUUGCAAUUGUAUUCAGUGCUUGGUGCAACGUUUCGUGGACACUCCCCUUUGUCCCCUUUUGCUUGACAAAGGGGAGUGUCCCCGAAAUGUUUAUUGACACCUGAAACGAUUCUUUAUAUCCACUAAUUUGGGGGUUUGUGGCUGUGCAGAGCCAAUGAGAUGAGAGAUUGGAAGUCUCUGGCCCCCGAGUGCUGAAUAAAGUCACAAUUAGUGGUGCCGUGGGAAUGACCCAGUUGAUUAUCUGCUUAUUGGCUCUCACAUUCCUGCCCGACACCUUCCCCUUCUGGUGCUGAGCCUCCCUCCCAUUAUCUGUGCCAGAGCCUCACUUUAUAAGGGAAUGUGUCAUUGGGAACAAUCAGAAGAGAAGUUAUUUUAGGCACCGGAACCUUGUGUCCCCCCCCAGCAUCAUCUGCCAGUGAAACUCCCCCAGUGCUCCCAGUAAAUGGGGGUUAUACACAAUGGGUUGGUGGGAUUAUGUUACACAGAACUACAUGUACAGCCUGGAGGCAAUUCUCUUACUGCUGAAAGUUCUAUAAUUGCCCCACUCAAUGGCCAUGCCCCUCACUGACCCCCACUGCUGAUUCCACACGGGACAUAUGCAUUUUUCCUCUUUACUCCUACACCUUCUUCUUUACUCCUGCAUCUUCUACUGCCUCCUGCUCCUCCCUCUUUACUCCUGCACAUUACUCCUUUUGCCUGCUCUUUCUGCUUUGCACCUGCGCCUUCCUCUUUACACCUGCUCCUUCCUCUUUACACCUGCUCCUUCUUCCUCUCUUUGCACCUUCCUCUUGUCUCCUGCACUGACUCUUCUGCAUUGUCCACUCAGUUUUUCAUCCUACCUUGCUUUCCCUCCCUCCUCACAUCCCCUUUUUUCUUAUACAUCUCCCUCCCAAUUCUCCUCAUCCCUCCAAACCUUCCUCACUCCCCCCCAUGCUUUGAUCUUCCUCUUCCCCACACUUUCCUCUCUCUUCUCAUUCUGCCCAUUCAGAGUUCCUCCAGCUCCUCCUGCACCUGCUUUUCUAUACUUCCCCCUGUAUCUUCCUCUCCCUUCUCUGUCCUUCUGCAUCUUCUUCCCCACGUGCCUCUACCUCACACCAUCCUGCCCCUGAUCUUCCCUGUACCCCUUCUUCUCCUUGUACCCCCUGUAGUUCCGUCAACUUGCACACUCCUCUUCCUCCAUUCUACACCAUUUCCCACCCCCCAUACUCAGUUUUUGUUCCUUCCCAGCCAUUCUGUGUGUCCUACAAGUUUCCUCCUCACUGUUCGCACUCAAGCUGUUGAUUGUGCCCAUGGCCUCCCCUCCUCCCAGUAUCUCUUCAUGUUGCCCCUGGGCUCCUGUGUGUGGCCGCACCUGCCUGGCUCAGCUUCCAGUUUGUGUCUCAGAGGAGCUGCUCCAUCAUUUAUCAGUGUUGGAGACUGUCUCACAAGACACAAGAAUGUCAGGAAACAGGACAGUUUGGGAGCAGCUCCUGUACACGUACCCCGAGUGUGAUGGCUGGAAGCAUUAUAUGGAGGGGGCCAUUUACCACCUGGCAAAUCUUCUUCUCCUUCUUGGGUUUAUGGGUGGCAGUGGUAUCUUUGGAUGCAUCUAUAUUUUUGGACUUCUAGCCAGUGGCUUCCUGUGUGUUGCCCUGUGGGGCUGGCUCUCUGCCUGUGGGGUGGACAUAUUUGUAUGGAAUCUGUUGCUGCUGCUCAUAUGCCUGGCUCAGAUUUCCCAUCUUUUGUACCGGCUGAGGCAGGAGUCCUAUGGGGAGCACUAUGAUUCCCUCUAUCGCACACUCUACCAGCCCCUACAGGUGCCACUGGAAGUCUUCAAGGAGAUUGCCCACUGCAGUGGAAUGGAGGUCCACCACUUGAGCGCAGACCAAAGCUAUGCCCUGGAGGGGAAGACACCUAUUGAGCGCCUGUCUCUGCUACUUUCUGGGAGGGUGAAGGUGAGUCUGGAAGGCCAGUUCCUGCAUUAUAUCUUCCCAUACCAAUUCCUAGACUCCCCAGAGUGGGAAUCCCUACGUCCCACUGAGGAAGGAUCAUUCCAGGUCACCCUCACUGCAGAGACAGACUGCACCUUUGUCAGCUGGCCCCGGAAGAGGCUUUACCUGCUUUUGGCCAAGGAGAAGUACAUUACCCGACUUUUCUCUCUGCUUCUUGGCUUUGACAUCUCUCAGAAACUCUACGCCCUCAAUGACAAGCUCUUUGCCAAGUUUGGCCUCCGCUUUGAUAUCCGUCUGCCGAGUCUCUACCACGUUCUGGGCCCAUGCUCAGACUCUUCUGGGGAAAUUGCACCUGCCAUAGAGUCUUCUCUAAUGUCACGCGAUCCACCUCCCAUACAAAAGAUGGCACCAUCCCUACCUCAGCAAGCACCAAUCAGCAGGGACCACCGGCCAGAGAGUGGCAUUCUGGGUGAGGAUUCCACCAGUCUAAUCAUGGAGGAUUUUGCUGAGCUGCCUGGUUCCUAUAUGGAUUAUGUGAGCGAGGGAGAGUAUAUGAAGUGAGAGGGGGCCAGGCAGUAGGUAUGGCAGCUCCCU